AUGUCUGUAGGAGCUGCUGUGAAGCCUGUAGUUUUCUUCACCCCAAACUGGACCCCAGUACACCAAGGAGAAUCUGUAACCCUGAGCUGUAAUGUGGCUCCUACUGCCCAAGGGAACCUGGGAUAUUCCUGGUACAGGGAUGGACACCAGAUAUCAGGGGUUCAGCAGAAUCUGGUCAUUCAGAGUGGUACAUGGUCAGACAAUGGGAAGUACCAGUGCCAGCUGGGUACCAAUGAUAUAAGUGAUCCUGUCCCUCUGCAUUUUAAGUUUGAUUGGCUCAUCCUGCAGGCGCCCCCUGCUGUUCACGAAGGGGACUCCCUGUCUCUCAGGUGCCACAGUCGGCCUGGACUGGAUGCAAAGAAGCCAGUAUUUUACAAGGACAAUAAGGCCAUUGGGCCCCCAGUCAGUGGCUCUGAGUUACAGAUAGGGAGAGUGGGUGUUACUGCGUCUGGUACAUACAGAUGUGACAAAGAAAUCUAUUUUUAUUAUGCAUUUGGCAAUGGGUAUCGCACUUAUAAAGAUGAACAAUACAUUUCAGUGUCAGAGCUGUUCAGUGCCCCACAAAUAAAAGUGAGGCCAAAUCAGGUGACAGAAGGAGAUCACAUGACCAUAACAUGUGACACAGAGCUCAGCCCACACAGAGAGACUACAGAGCUGCAGUUUGCUUUCUACAGAAAUGGGCACAAUGUGCAGGGAUUCAGUUUAUCCAACCAAUAUGAAGUUCCCUCAACUCGGCUGGAGGAUUCUGGGAAUUAUACCUGUGAGGUACAAACUCCAACCAGCAGUGUGAGGAAGAGGAGCAUAGAGGCACAUAUCCACAUACAGGAGCUCUUCUCUUACCCACAAAUACAAGUGAGACCAGAUCAGGUGACAGAAGGAGAUCACAUGACCAUAACAUGUGACACAAAGCUCAGCCCACACAGAGAGACUACAGAGCUGCAGUUUGCUUUCUACAGAAAUGGGCACAAUGCGCAGGGAUUCAGUUUAUCCAACCAAUAUGGAGUCCCCUCAGCUCAGCUGGAGGAUUCUGGGAAUUAUACCUGUGAGUUACAGACUCCAACCGGCAGUGUGAGGAAAAGGAGCAGUGAGACACAUAUCCACAUACAGGUGCUAUUUACCAACCCACAAAUAAAUGUGAGUUCAGAUCAGGUGACAGAAGGAGAUGCCAUGAAUGUAACAUGUGACACAGAGCUCAGCUCCCACAGAGAGACUACAGAGCUGCAGUUUGCUUUCUACAGAAAUGGGCACAAUGUGCAGGGAUUCCGUUUAUCCAACCAAUAUGGAGUCCCCUCAGCUGAGCUGGAGGAUUCUGGGAAUUAUACCUGUGAGGUACAAACUCCAACUGGCAGUGUGAGGAAAAGGAGCAACAUGGCAGAUAUCCACAUACAGGAGCUGUUCAGUGUCCCACAAAUAAAAGUGAGGCCAGAUCAGGUGAUUAGAGGAGAUCACAUGACCAUAACAUGUGACACAGAGCUCAGCCCACACAGAGAGACUACAGAGCUGCAGUUUGCUUUCUACAGAAAUGGGCACAAUGUGCAGGGAUUCAGUUUAUCCAACCAAUAUGGAGUCCCCUCAGCUCAGCUGGAGGAUUCUGGGAAAUAUACCUGUGAGGUACAGACUCCAACCGGCAGUGUGAGGAAGAGGAGCAGAGAGGCGCAUAUCCACAUACAGGAACUCUUAUUUUACUCACGAAUAAAAGUGAGUUCAGAUCAGGUGAGAGAAGGAGAUCACAUGACCAUAACAUGUGACACAGAGCUCCGCCCACACAGAGAGACUACAGAGCUGCAGUUUGCUUUCUACAGAAAUGGGCACAAUGUGCAGGGAUUCAGCUCAUCCAACCAAUAUGGAGUCCCCUCAGCUCAGCUGGAGGAUUCUGGGAAUUAUACCUGUGAGGUACAAACUCCAACCGGCAGUGUGAGGAAGAGGAGCAGAGAGGCACAUAUGCACAUACAGGAGCUGUUUACCAACCCACAAAUAAAAGUGAGCCCAGAUCAGGUGACAGAAGGAGAUAACAUGACCAUAACAUGUGACACAGAGCUCAGCCCACACAGAGAGACUACAGAGCUGCAGUUUGCUUUCUACAGAAAUGGGCACAAUGUGCAGGGAUUCAGUUUAUCCAACCAAUAUGGAGUCCCCUCAGCUCAGCUGGAGGAUUCUGGGAAUUAUACCUGUGAGGUACAAACUCCAACCGGCAGUGUGAGGAAGAGGAGUAACAUGGCACAUAUCCACAUACAGGAGCUGUUCAGUGCCCCACAAAUAAAAGUGAGUUCAGAUCAGAUGACAGAAGGAGAUCACAUGACCAUAACAUGUGACACAGAGCUCCGCCCACACAGAGCGACUACAGAGCUGCAGUUUGCUUUCUACAGAAAUGGGCACAAUGUGCAGGGAUUCAGUUUAUCCAACCAAUAUGGAGUCCCCUCAGCUCAGCUGGAGGAUUCUGGGAUUUAUACCUGUGAGGUACAAACUCCAACCGGCAGUGUGAGGAAGAGGAGUAAUGUGGGACAUAUCCACAUACAGGAGCUCUUCCCUGUCCCACAAAUAAAAGUGAGCCCAGAUCAGGUGAUAGAAGGAGAUCACAUGACCAUAACAUGUGACACAAAGCUCAGCCCACACAGAGAGACUACAGAGCUGCAGUUUGCUUUCUACAGAAAUGGGCACAAUGUGCAGGGAUUCAGUUUAUCCAACCAAUAUGGAGUCCCCUCAGCUCAGCUGGAGGAUUCUGGGAAUUAUACCUGUGAGGUACAGACUCCAACCGGCAGUGUGAGGAAGAGGAGCAGAGAGGCACAGAUCCAUAUUCAGGAGCUCUUCCCUUACCCACAAAUCCAAGUGAGCCCAGAUCAGGUAGGCGAUCACAUGACCAUAACAUGUGACACACAGCUCCGCCCACACAGAGAGACUACAGAGCUGCAGUUUGCUUUCUACAGAAAUGGGCACAAUGUGCAGGGAUUCAGUUUAUCCAACCAAUAUGGAGUCCCCUCAGCUCAGCUGGAGGAUUCUGGGAAUUAUACCUGUGAGGUACAAACUCCAACCGGCAGUGUGAGGAAGGGGAGCAACAUGGCGCAUAUCCACAUACAGGGAGCUGCUGUGAGACCUGUGGUUUCCUUCUCCCCAAACUGGACCCCAAUAUUCCCAGGGGAGUCUGUAACUCUGAGCUGUAAUGUGGCUCCUACUGCCCAAGGGAACCUGGGAUAUUCCUGGUACAGGGAUGGAUACUGGAUACCUGGGAAUCAGCAGGAUCUUGACAUUCAGGCUGCCAGAGAGCUAGACAAUGGGGAUUACCAGUGCCAGGCCGGUGCCAGUGAGAGAAGUGACUCUGUUACACUGGAAAUUACAUACGAUCUGCUCAUCCUGCAGGCGCCCCCUGCUGUUCAUGAAGGGGACUCCCCGUCUCUCAGGUGCCACAGUCGGCCUGGAUAGGGCAAGAACCCAGUAUUUUACAAGGACAAUAAGUUACAGAUAGGGAGAGUGGGUGUUACUGCGUCUGGUACAUACAGGUGUAAAAGAUAUUAUAUAUUAAGGAAUAGAUCUUAUCGCACCAGGGUGGCAAAACAGCACAUUUCAGUCUCAGAGCUCUUCUCUUACCCACAAAUAAAAGUGAGCUUUGAUCCAGUGUCAGGAGAUCACAUGACCAUAACAUGUGACACAAAGCUCAGCCCACACAGAGAGACUACAGAGCUGCAGUUUGCUUUCUACAGAAAUGGGCACAAUGUGCAGGGAUUCAGUUUAUCCAACCAAUAUGGAGUCCCCUCAGCUCAGCUGGAGGAUUCUGGGAAUUAUACCUGUGAGGUACAAACUCCAACCGGCAGUGUGAGGAAGAGGAGCAAUUUGGCGCAUAUCCACAUACAGGAGUUCUUCUACACACAAAUAAAAGUGAGCCCAGAUCAGGUGACAGAAGGAGAUCACAUGACCAUAACAUGUGACACAGAGCUCCGCCCACACAGAGAGACUACAGAGCUGCAGUUUGCUUUCUACAGAAAUGGGCACAAUGUGCAGGGAUUCAGUUUAUCCAACCAAUAUGGAGUCCCCUCAGCUCAGCUGGAGGAUUCUGGGAAUUAUACCUGUGAGGUACAGACUCCAACCGGCAGUGUGAGGAAGAGGAGCAGCAUGGCACAUAUCCACAUACAGGAGCUCUUCUCUUACCCACAAAUAAAAGUGAGGCCAGAUCAGGUGACAGAAGGAGAUCACAUGACCAUAACAUGUGACACAGAGCUCCGCCCACACAGAGAGACUACAGAGCUGCAGUUUGCUUUCUACAGAAAUGGGCACAAUGUGCAGGGAUUCAGUUUAUCCAACCAAUAUGGAGUCCCCUCAGCUCAGCUGGAGGAUUCUGGGAAUUAUACCUGUGAGGUACAAACUCCAACCGGCAGCGUGAGGAAGAGGAGCAACAUGGCACAUAUCCACAUACAGGAGCUCUUCUCUUACCCACAAAUAAAAGUGAGCCCAGAUCAGGUGACAGAAGGAGAUCACAUGACCAUAACAUGUGACACAGAGCUCCGCCCACAUAGAGAGACUACAGAGCUGCAGUUUGCUUUCUACAGAAAUGGGCACAAUGUGCAGGGAUUCAGUUUAUCCAACCAAUAUGGAGUCCCCUCAGCUCAGCUGGAGGAUUCUGGGAAUUAUACCUGUGAGGUACAAACUCCAACCGGCAGUGUGAGGAAGAGGAGCAGCAUGGCACCUAUCCACAUACAGGAGCUCUUCCCUUACCAACAAAUAAAAGUGAGCCCAGAUCAGGUGACAGAAGGAGAUCACAUGACCAUAGCAUGUGACACAGAGCUCCGCCCACACAGAGAGACUACAGAGCUGCAGUUUGCUUUCUACAGAAAUGGGCACAAUGUGCAGGGAUUCAGUUUAUCCAACCAAUAUGGAGUCCCCUCAGCUCAGCUGGAGGAUUCUGGGAAUUAUACCUGUGAGUUACAGACUCCAACCGGCAGUGUGAGGAAGAGGAGCAACAUGGCGCAUAUCCACAUACAGGAACUGUUCACCAUUACAGAAAUAAAAGUGAGCCCAGAUCAGGUGAUAGAAGGAGAUCACAUGACCAUAACAUGUGACACAGAGCUCAGCCCACACAGAGAGACUACAGAGCUGCAGUUUGCUUUCUACAGAAAUGGGCACAAUGUGCAGGGAUUCAGUUUAUCCAACCAAUAUGGAGUCCCCUCAGCUCAGCUGGAGGAUUCUGGGAAUUAUACCUGUGAGGUACAAACUCCAACCGGCAGUGGGAGGAAGAGGAGCAACAUGGCACAUAUCCACAUCCAGGAUGGAAAUCCGGCUUCCCUGGUAGCAGCUCUCACUGGGAUACUAGCAGUGUUGCUUUUUAUUAUCACUGUCAUCGUCACCUUCAAGUUCCGACACAAACUUGCCCCAUUGCUAAUGUGUCCCCUGCAUCACCCCAAAACAGCCAGCUGCGGUUUCCACGUGGAAGAUGAUAUCGUUUAUACCUCCAUUGAUUUCAGCCAUACCAAGAAAAAUACUCCUGUGCACAGCAAUAGAAAUGACAAACUGGCCAACUCUGUUACAUACGCUGUAAUAAAAGGGGGGAACAGCAAAAGAGUCAAACGGAUAUCCAACCACGAGAUCUCCAACGCCUCCUGCAUCUAUGGGAAUAUCAGCUCCGAGUAA
Xenopus tropicalis (tropical clawed frog) is the source of this 5616-nucleotide messenger RNA. RefSeq names its product provisional ortholog of Fc receptor like 5. The record is from RefSeq and is a predicted model, not a curated record. NCBI's taxonomy places the organism in Eukaryota, Metazoa, Chordata, Amphibia, Anura, Pipidae.